GAUGAUUUAUAUUGACACCCAUUUGUUACAAUCUAAGUUAAUGCAGAAUGCCAAGCCGUCACUGUUAUCCUUGUCAAUCAUCGUCAUUACCAAAUGAAGUGAGUUUUUCCCUACAUACUUCGUGCUUGGUGCUUGGUGCUUCGUGCUUCGUGCGUACAUCCAUCCAUCCAUCCAUCCAUCCAUCCAUCCAUCCAUCCAUCCAUCCAUUCGGCGUACAUAAUCUUUGUGUCUGACUUCAAAACUUCACUCAUCUAGAUUCUUUCACUCUAUACAACACAACUAGUAGCUACCGUAGCCCCCUCGUCUUUUCUUAUCGAUAUCGAUACCGACAGAUAGCAUAUCACCCCCCCUCCCCCUUUACUUAUCAUCUCGCUCCUUCUUAUCAUUAUCAUCGUCUCCAAAGAUUCACCAGCCCUCCCGCUAUCUAGAUCUGUCUGCGGAACACGGAGUCAAGGUGGCUGGUCAUCAAUGACAUAUAAUCGCCUCAUCUGCAUCUCCAAUCCCCCGAGAAGAAGGCGAUUUCCCGUAUCCAGUAUUCCGCUCGCUAUCUGACAAACGAUUCUCUUUCUGGUCCGACAUUCCGCCAUACUUGACAAUUUCCAUGUUGGAUAUUUUUCAUCGUAUCCAUUUUUUCCCACUCCACACUGGCCACGAUUCCCAAUUAGUAUUGGCGCAAAGGUUUGAAUCAAGCCCAUUCCAGGAAGUCACUUCUUAGCUACCGAAGAAUACCGGUAUCAGGGGUGUUCGCUUUCUUUUUGCCCCACUAGGGAAAUUAUUUGCUUCGAGACCCAUUCCCUUCUUUACCUCAUUGUAUAGUAUCAUCCUAAGGUUUUCAUUGGUGAAAGAAGUGAGUGAGCAUUGAAAGACACUGAAUACCAGCAGAAGAUUGAUUGUCAAAACUUACUAUCAAAAUGUCUACAUACGCAGAACAACAGCUUUACUAUGACGGCAAAGUCCAACAAGCAUCUUCUAAAGAAACAUUCACAACAGUCAACCCCGCAACAGGAAAACCUUUAGCACAAGUACAAAAGGCUUCUCCAUCAGAUAUUGAUUCCGCAGUAGCUUCAGCACGCAAAGCAUUCCCAUCAUGGUCCCAGACACCACCACUUGUCCGCUCCCGAAUCCUUCUCAAAGCCGUUCAAAUACUUCGCGAACGAAACGAUGAAAUUGCCAAGGUGGAAACACACGAUACAGGCAAAGCUUAUUCAGAAACCAGCGCAGUCGAUGUCGUUACUGGAGCAGACGUGCUAGAAUAUUUUGCAAACUUAGUCGCAAGUGGGGGAAUGAAUGGCGAAACUACACAAUUGAGACCAGAUGCGUGGAUAUAUACCAAAAAGGAAGCUUUGGGCGUAUGUGCCGGCAUUGGAGCUUGGAACUAUCCAAUCCAAAUUGCUCUGUGGAAAUCUGCACCUUGCUUAGCAGCAGGAAACUGUAUGAUCUAUAAACCAUCUGAAGUAACCCCAUUACAUGGCCAAAUCCUCGCACAAGUUUAUGCAGAAGCUGGAGUGCCACCGGGAGUCUUCAAUAUCGUACAUGGAGAUGGAUCAGUCGGAGGGUACUUGACCACCCAUCCAGGUAUUGCCAAAGUAAGUUUCACAGGUCAAGUUUCAACAGGACAAAAGGUUGCUGCUUCAGCAGCUGGCGGCAUGAAAUAUGUCACCAUGGAGUUGGGUGGUAAAAGUCCUCUCAUUAUCCUUCCAGAUACCGACCUUGAAAAUGCUGUCGAUGGAGCCAUGAUGGCCAACUUCUACUCCACCGGACAAGUCUGCACAAAUGGAACCCGAGUUUUCGUACACGAAAGCAUGAAAUCUGCAUUCGAGAAACGUCUUGUCGAAAAGAUGGAAUACAUUAGAGCUUUGGAACCAAUGGAUGCCAACAGCAAUUUUGGUCCUCUCGUCUCGGAAAUCCAUCACAAGAAAGUCCUCAAUUAUAUCCAACACGGAAUUGAAAAUGAUAAAGCAAAGCUCCUCUACGGUGGUCCCGAAAAACCAACCAAUAUCCCAAGUGGCUAUGAAUCAGGCUUUUGGGUUCGCCCUACAGUCUUCACAGAUUGUACAGACGACAUGCUCAUCACCCGCGAAGAAAUCUUUGGCCCAGUCCUCUGCAUCCUCACAUAUUCCACCACAGAAGAAGUUAUCCAUCGCGCCAAUGAUACAAAAUUAGGAUUGGCAGCUGGUGUCUUCGGCAAGAAUAUAAAUGAAUGUCAUGAAGUGAUCGGUCAGAUAGAAGCUGGUAUAACAUGGAUUAAUACAUGGGGAGAGAGUCCCGCGGAGAUGAGUGUAGGAGGUUGGAAAAUGAGUGGAGUAGGUGUUGAGAAUGGAAGGAGAGGAUUGAAUGCUUGGGUUAGAGAGAGAAGUACCUUGGUGCAGAAUGGGGGUGGAGAGGUGGGAACCGUUUUUUGUAAAUUGUGAAUUUGGAGUUGAUGGUGCUCAGAUAUAUCUGCAUUUCAGGGAGUUGAGGAGGAAUGAAAAGGAAUUCAAAAUGAGAAAGAGGGUUUGUUUCUCUCAUGAAUCCUAGAAUCUAGAUAGAUUAUUGGUUCACAUCAAUGAACAUAGACGUGUCUUGUGACACUAGUCACACAACACAUGCCAUUUUGGUAGAAUGAAAAGAACAUUCUACAUGCCCGUCCGAGGUCAACCAGAGACGAAAUCAUAUGUGGGAAUGUCAAGUUGAAAAUUCAAGUGUACACAUCUCGAGACAAGGGCGAAGAGUGGACAGCACAUAGCAAGACUUUGACCUUAUGUCAAGGUCAAAGAUGUCAAAAGACAAAGAUGUAAAAAAAAAAUUUACAUCUACUUUGACA
Molecule: messenger RNA, 2803 nt
Organism: Botrytis cinerea B05.10
Lineage: Eukaryota; Fungi; Ascomycota; Leotiomycetes; Helotiales; Sclerotiniaceae
Exons: 1
Coding region: 912-2411 (499 amino acids)
Molecular function (GO): aldehyde dehydrogenase (NAD+) activity
Source: RefSeq, a predicted model, not a curated record